Chaetomium fimeti is the source of this 942-nucleotide messenger RNA. Its product is annotated as kinase-like domain-containing protein. NCBI's taxonomy places the organism in Eukaryota, Fungi, Ascomycota, Sordariomycetes, Sordariales, Chaetomiaceae. The record is from RefSeq and is a predicted model, not a curated record. The transcript has 2 exons. Bases 1 to 942 code for a protein of 313 amino acids.
AUGUCAACGGCGCCUCCUUUUCCCUUCUCCACCAAGGAGCUCCCCCCAACCGACCAGGCAAUCUUCUUUGAGUCUUCCUUCUUCUCGCGCAACGGACCGGGCGCUGAACUCCCAACCCCCGCGGAUAUUCGCGCUAGGAGCAACAUCCAAGAUCCCGGCGUGCGUCAUGAAGCAUCCAGGAUCCCACCAGUUCGGUAUGAGGAGCUUGGCCUGAUUGUCAAGUUCGGGGGCCCACCCUGUGUGACCGUGGAUGAAGGUCAAUGUCUUUGGGCGUUGCGACAUGCGUUGCCCCAGGUCCCCGUCCCAGAGAUAUAUGGAUGGACGCACGACGGUGGCCAAGUUUUCAUUUACAUGGAGUUGGUUCCAGGUGCCACUCUAGAACAACGUUGGGACUCCCUAAAUGAGGCUGAGAGGGAGGGCAUCUGCGAACAGCUUCGGACCAUACUAUCAGAGCUACGCAACGUGCGCCACGGACCGGGCGAGUUCUUCGUCGGCCGCAUUAACUACCAACCACUGAGCGACAUCAUUUUCGAAACACCGAGAAACGACCCUCCAGGAGGACCUUUCCACUCGGUGGCCGAGUUCCACGACUGGAUGUCGAUAUUGAUCCGUACAGGCUUUGAACAACACUGGCCGGGCAAAAAGCCUUCGGAACUCCCAGAUCCCUGCCGGGAGCGACUGCCCGAUGACGCACCUGUUGUAUUCACCCACGGGGAUCUCCACCCAAGUAACAUUAUGGUUUCCGCUGAUUCCCCUUGCAAGGUGGUUGCGAUCGUUGACUGGCACCAGUCGGGGUGGUACCCAGACUAUUGGGAAUUUUGUAAGGCUGUGUUUACGGCAGACUUGCAUGGCGAGUGGCGGAACAGAUAUAUCCCGCUAUUCUUGCAUGAUGCUGGUCUGGUUCUCGUUUGGGAUCACUAUGCCGGCUCACUCGGAUACUAA